Hemicordylus capensis (graceful crag lizard) is the source of this 3351-nucleotide messenger RNA. It is a transcript of the gene IL17RB, whose product is annotated as interleukin 17 receptor B. The coding region runs from base 963 to 2585 and encodes 540 amino acids. Gene Ontology annotation, molecular function: interleukin-17 receptor activity. The record is from RefSeq and is a predicted model, not a curated record. The transcript is spliced from 12 exons. Lineage: Eukaryota; Metazoa; Chordata; Lepidosauria; Squamata; Cordylidae.
CUACCUGCACUCUGAGCCCAUGCACAUUCUGUCCCAUUGACUUAAAUGGGGGCAGUUUGUGGGGCUGACUCCCUUUGAGUUUUCUGCUUCAGAUUUUUUGAACACCAACGUGCAGGUCAUCUGGAGUUUGCUAGUACCUCCUACUCACCCGCAAGCGCUCUGGUUAUGCAUCCAUAUGGAUCAUAACAUUUCCAGCUCUUUCCGAAAUAAACAACGGUUUGUGGUGAAAGGGUUUAUAGCGGUUCCUCAAUAAACGUUAAGGCGGUUCUGUCUAGGUCCAAGACUUCCACAGUCACAUCAAACUAGCAUUUGAUUUUGACCAUAAGCAUUUUAAAUAAGUACUUUAUUUUUUACCAUUUAGGAUAAGCAUUUCAAAGAAGGAACACGUGGCAGAUUGUUUCUGACUAUUUGCAGAUUAUUUUGUUUCUCUCUUCCCCCCCCCCCCCCGCGCUUCCCUUUUUCACCUUUUUGCUGCUGGCGUCCCAGAGUCUGUGUAGUAAAUAAGUUUACAUAGGAAAAUCAUCUUGGCUACUUUGAUUUAAUUGCUUCCUUCGCGCCUCCUGUCCGGCACCCGGCGAAAAGAAAGGGCAGCAGCGCAGGCGUAGUUAUCUGGGCUCAGCAAGAGGUGCAAGGGGGGUACCAUGCCCUGUUGACCUGCCUGGCUCUCCCCCGCAGGAAAAAAGAGCGUGCGAAACAACCCGUGUCUUGCUGUUUGGGGCCCCAGCCAAAACACCGAAGGGUUCCGUGCUUGCUGGGCUGCUCGGUUGGUGGCUGGCUCAGGCCGACAAGCCGGCUGCGCUGAGGGGGCGGGCGGAGACAUAAAUUGGCGGGGCGAAGCCCGGAGGGACCAGUUGAGACUUUCCAAGGAAGCUUACACGGAGGACAGCAAGCGAGGCUCGGCCAGGAGGCGGCAGCAGAGACGGCAGCGUGUCAUCGUCCCGCCGAGAAGCGAGCGAGCGAGCAUGAAUGCGGCGACUUGGGUGCUGCUGCUGCUGGUUGCGGUGCUGAGCGGGUGCAGCUCCGAAGAAGAAACCCGCCCGGUAAGGCGUACUUCGAAUAUUAAAUGUGAGCAAGAAAUUGGGCCUCCUGUUGACUGGCGGAUGCAGCAAAGCUAUACACCAUCAGAUCUUGAUAAACUGCAUGCUGAGGUAGUUGAAAAAGAUGGAAUAUGCCAAUUUAAUAUUACCUGGAUCAUUAAGGAGAAUGCCAGCAUUCAAUACCUUCACGCCACCACGAUAUGUGUAGCAGCAUCUGGACUUCUGGUUUGUGUUAGGUGUGAUUACACUGAAAAGUUUCAAAGCCAAACUACAAUUCAUCAUCAAAGAUGGCAGUUCCACUAUGUUGGAUUCCCUGUAGAAGAAAAUACCAAAUACAUUGUUUACGCUUACAACCUACCACCAGCAAAUCCAGGAGAGGAUGCUGCAUCAGUUCACGUACAGCUCUCUUCUCCAGGUUGUGAAGAGAAUGCAAUGAAAUGUGUCAAAACUUGUGAAGAAAAAGGAAGCUUGUGGAAUCCAAACAUUACUGUAUGCAACAUGAAUUCAGAAGUAGAAGUGAAUUUUACAGCUAGUCGUUUAAGUACCAAAUAUAGAAUCCUCCUGUGUGAGUCUGAUGAGUGCUCUCAUCUAAAUGAUCCAACUUAUCACGUUGUGUUUACUGCCAAGGAGAAUGAUACAAGAAUUUCUGUCAGAAUACCAGUGAUUGGUGAAAGUAGAAAAAACUUCAUAGAGCUAAUUCCUUACUUUCCAAAGUGUGGAAAUGAUUGCCGAAGACAUCAUAGCUAUCAAGAGCAAUGCACUGAAAAUCCUGGCAAUGCCCUGCUGGAUCAGGCCCAAGACCCAUCUAGUCCACCAUCCUUUUUUCACACAGUGACCCACCAGAUGCCCCUGGGGAAUCCACAGGCAAGAGAGGCCACUGCAAAUUCUGUAAGCAUACUUGCUGGCAUACUUGCUGUUUUAUUUGUGGUGUGUGUGAUGGCUGCUGUACUAUAUUUAUGCAAAAAGCAUGAUGCAGUCAGGAUGUGGCCUGGUUUCUAUCCUGCAAUGCAACAAACACCUGCUAAAAUCCUAGUUAUAUAUCCACAGGAAGUGUGUUUUCAGCAUGUCCUUGCUUUUGCUGACUUCCUACAGGAACACUGUCACAGUGAUGUCAUUAUAGACAUGUGGCAAAAACGGAGAAUUGCUGAAAUAGGGCCGGUACAGUGGCUUGCUACUCAGAAAGAAAUUGCUGAUAAAGUAAUCUUUCUCAGCCCAAGCUUUGCAAGCCCAGAACGUGAUUCAGCUUGUAAAAUGGCCAGAGAGACUGUCAAUAGCAACUCUGAAUGUAUGUUCACUCUUGCGUUUAACCUCUUCUGCGGUGACUGGAAAAACCAGUCUUCUCUCCACAAAUACAUGGUAGUUUAUUUCAAUGAAAAAAGUUCAGUUAAGGAUCUUCCAAGUGCUCUGAACAUCUGCCCCAAAUAUUUUCUAAUGAAGGAUAUUGAAUCUUUUUGCAGAGAGCUCUCUCCUUCACAGAGACCGAUGUGUGAAGGCACAAAAUCAAAGUGUAGCUGGCUAUCUAAGAUGAAAAGCAGAUUACACAUGUAGGACUUCAAUAUUGGUAAUAAACUCAAACUCAGUCCAGGUUUCGAAAGCCUAUUCCCCUACUCAAAAAAAAGAAAAGUCUUUUGUACGUUGACAGCUCUUAUACAACAUGUACUCAUGGAUUAUGUCAUGCAUCUGUUCUAUAAGGAGCAGAUAAACACAUUUUAAAAACACCCCAUGUAGAGCACAUAGAACUGGGCACAGGGACUUUUGUCCUGGCACAGAUGCUAGCAACUUCCUACUACAAAUAUUUGUAUACCACUCUUCAACCAAAGUUCUCAAAGCAAUUUACAUAGGAAAAUACAUAAAUAAGAUGGUCCCAUCCGCAAAGGGCUCACAAUCAAAAAAAGGAUAAGGCAGAUACCGGCCACAGCAGGGAUGGUGUGCUGGAGUUGGAUAGGGCCAGUUGUGCUCUCUGCUAAAUGUAAGAGAAUCACCACUUUAAAAGGUGUGUCCUUGUUCAGUUAGCAGGGGUCACCUGAGCUGGAUGCGUCUAAUAGCAAUGAAGGGGAAGGGAAGUUGACUGUCCAAUAGAGCAAAGUAGUUUUACUUCAUUUGUGGCUAAAUCAGGUGGCAUAGUGGGUUACCAGUUCAGCCUUCCAGCCAUUGGAGCUACCACUCAAUGCUCUUCAGUGCACUUUUGGAGGGGGCAAGGAUGAGUCUCACAAGCUUGCAACUGAAGCUUUGGAAGUGUGAAUUCCCUUUCAUACAUGUGCAAAUUCACAUUCUUGUUUAUGGUUAUAAAAUAAAGUAACAGACUGUCUUAUGA